AUGAGUACGAGACGUCGAAGUGUCAUUUCGCAUGGCUUUAAUCGACCUCAGUCUCGUGCAUCCAUAAUAUCAUUGUAUUCAAUCGCGUAUGAUGAAGAUAAACAUCGGAAAUUAUCUCGAGUAUUUUCAGCAAUAUUUGUUCAUAAAAAAAUCGAUAUAUAUCAUGUUCUUGAACGACAAGAAGGUACACGUACACUUGCAUAUCAUUUAUUCGUCUUUGCAUUAACUCUUGUUUCGCUUGUAUUUGGUUCGAUAUUAACUAUUGAUGAAUGGCGGCCAACAUUAGAUGCACCAUUGUACUAUGGUGAAUUAGGUUUAUUUGUAUUCUUUGCUUGUGAAUUACUAUUGCGGAUAUGGUCUGCUGGCGGUGUUCUAAAAUAUCGAACAUGGGUUGGUCGUCUAAUUUUUAUUAGUCGACCAUCUAUUAUACUUGACAUAUUAACAUUAUUUGGUUUCACUAUAUCAUUAGCAACCGGUUUGAAAACACGAGAAUUUCCAUCGUUAACAUUAAAAUUUUUACCACCUCUACAAAUGAUUCGAUUUUUACGUGUUGAUAGACAAUUGUCAUCGUGGAAGAUUUUAAAAGGAAUUAUUGUAACACAUCGCCAAGAACUGACUGUUACAUUAGUUAUUGCGUUCAUGUUUCUUAUUACUGGCUCUUAUCUCCUUUAUGUUGCUGAAACACCUAUAGAUCCGACGUUAAACAAGGGAAACUUUAAAUCAAUUGCUGAUACUAUGUGGUUUUCAAUUAUUACGAUGACAACGAUUGGUUUCGGUGACCUUUUUCCAACAACAUAUAUUGCGAAAAUGAUAACGACAACAAUUUGCUUUCUUGGUAUUGCAUUUUGGUGUUUACCAGCAGUUAUCAUUGGAAGUGGUCUUGCUAUACAAGUUCAAGCGAAAAAACGUGAUGAAGCGUUAAGUCGGCUUGUACCUGCUGCUGCUACUGUUAUACGUAAUUGGUGGCGCCUUCGAUGUGUUCAUCAUCGUGAUCGCUUCGUAUCAACAUGGAAAAUUUACUCAAUAAUUCCGCGUCGUACUCAUGUUCAUCCAGCAUUAAAACCUAAUCUUGAGAAAGCUGUAUCGAUAGUUGAAUCUACAGGACAGACGCCUACCACUGUGGAUUCAUCACGAUUUAAUUUUACAAAUUUACCAACACCAACAACACAACCAAAUUAUAUGCGACGAAAACCAAUAACAAGUAUUGAAGAUUUACCAAAACGCUAUGUAACAGCUAUAAAAAUUAUUCGUACGUUAAAAUAUUCGGUGGCCUGUAAAAAAUUUCAGGAAGCAAAACGUCCAAUUGAUAUAAAAGAUGUUGUUAAAGAAAAUACUCAAACAAAUAAUCGUUUAUCAACUAUGUUCGUUGAUAUACAGCGGCGUUUAGAUUUAGUAUUAGGUACAACAAAACCAGCAUCAUAUUUAUCAGAUGUAGAAAAACGACAAUUAAGUUUAAGUGCUCGAAUAGAAAAAGUUGAAGAAAUAGCAAAACGAUUUGAAACAAAAUUAAAUCAGUUAGAACAAUUAGCAUCGUCAUUGGUCAAAAAUGGAUAA
This is a messenger RNA of Rotaria socialis, 1554 nucleotides long. The record is from the annotation of a GenBank genome assembly. Lineage: Eukaryota; Metazoa; Rotifera; Eurotatoria; Philodinida; Philodinidae.